GGGGGAUCACUGCUUGUCAGAGUGUCUGUGUGUGUGUGUGGGUGCACGUUCACAGGGGAAGGCUGCGUUUGGGACGUACAGAAAUCCGAGCUGAACUAACGGAAUGGCUGCUGCACACCGUCUGGUCAUCGUGCGCCACGGCGAGAGCGCCUGGAACCAGGAGAACCGCUUCUGCGGCUGGUUCGACGCCGACCUGAGCGAGAAGGGCGUGGAGGAGGCCAAGCGUGGCGCCCAGGCCAUCAAGGAUGCCGGCAUGAAGUUCGACGUGUGCUACACCUCGGUGCUCAAGCGCGCCAUCAAGACCCUGUGGACCAUCAUGGAGGGCACCGACCAGAUGUGGCUGCCCGUCCACAGGACCUGGCGCCUGAACGAGCGCCACUACGGCGGCCUCACUGGCCUCAACAAGGCCGAGACGGCUGAGAAGCACGGAGAGGAGCAGGUCAAGAUCUGGAGGCGCUCCUUCGACAUCCCACCACCUCCCAUGGACAAAGACCAUGGCUAUCACAAGAUCAUCAGUGAGUCGAGGCGCUACAAAGGCCUGAAGGCUGGAGAGCUGCCCACAUGUGAGAGCCUGAAGGACACCAUUGCCCGCGCCCUGCCCUUCUGGAACGAGGUCAUCGUUCCCCAGAUCAAAGCUGGCAAGAACGUCAUCAUCGCAGCCCAUGGCAACAGUCUCCGUGGCAUUGUGAAGCAUUUGGAGGGCAUGUCUGACGCCGCCAUCAUGGAGCUGAACCUGCCCACCGGUAUCCCCAUCGUCUAUGAGCUGGACAAGGACCUGAAGCCCAUCAAGCCCAUGGCGUUCCUGGGAGACGCAGAGACCGUGAAGAAGGCCAUGGAGGCGGUGGCUGCACAGGGCAAGGCCAAGAAGUGAGCAGGAGGACGAGGCGAGAUGAAUUAAGAGACUGACACACCCCACUGCUCCCCACUUUCACCUCUGCUAUGUGUCUCAGUGUUACACGUCCAGUGUCUGGAAGCCUGCGUGGUUUAAUGGAGGAGAACUACCGACUCACUACCCUGCAAAGACCUCACCAGCACCACCAGUUUUUGUAACGAUUACGGACAGAGCAUGUGUUGGCAUGCAGGUGGCUAUCUUCCUCACCUGCUAACAUACACAUGGUUUCACGCACAUAGACACACACACACACACAUAUACACACACACACACACACCAUCCUUGAUUUGUAAGUUACCUUGGAGCACGUCACUCUGACACAGCAAAAUAAAGUGACCACCAUUUUGUGUA
This is a messenger RNA of Alosa sapidissima (American shad), 1243 nucleotides long. RefSeq names its product phosphoglycerate mutase 2 (muscle) (gene pgam2). Gene Ontology annotation, biological process: glycolytic process. The record is from RefSeq and is a predicted model, not a curated record. Lineage: Eukaryota; Metazoa; Chordata; Actinopteri; Clupeiformes; Clupeidae. The coding region runs from base 104 to 871 and encodes 255 amino acids. Gene Ontology annotation, molecular function: intramolecular phosphotransferase activity. The transcript is spliced from 3 exons.